Molecule: messenger RNA, 351 nt
Organism: Knipowitschia caucasica
Lineage: Eukaryota; Metazoa; Chordata; Actinopteri; Gobiiformes; Gobiidae
Source: the annotation of a GenBank genome assembly
AUGCAGACCCCCCGGGGUUAUGAUCGCAUGGGCACAGUAGGAAAGAUCUGUGAAGAGCCGCGGUCUUACAUCAUCCAGUCUGGAGGCAGAGACUACAGGAGAAACCGCAGACACCUCCUGCCCGUCGCCGAGCGAUCUCCACAUCAACCUGACACUGUCGACCUGCAGCCCUUCAACCCAGCUGCCGGUGAAACACCUCCCAUCUACAGGGAGGAACAAUGGGAUCCCAUGGACACUGUACCACCGCUGGUCCAGGUACCCGUAGCUAACUCUCCCGUCCACGCUGGCAAGAGCCCAUACACAACACGUUUUGGUCGUACAGUCAGAGCAAACCCCAAAUACAAAGACUGA